GACAGGAUUGUGGAGUUGAGCGAAUACCUUAUUGGUGACCGUCAAUUCGUUACCAUGGGACAGGGUCCUUCGCUUCCAGGCCCACCGGGGACUAAAUUUCGUGUCAUUGGAGCUGGAAUGUCACGUACCGGAACUAAAACUCUCAACGAAGCUCUUGCCAUUCUCCUCGAUGGCCCUGUCCACGAUUCUGGCAUCCAAUCUCUCGGAGGUACAGUCGAUCAGAUAAAAGCUUGGCUCGAUAUAAUGGAGCUCGCCCCGAGAGCCCGGACGUUCUCAGAACAGAAAAAGCUUGAUUGGCUUAUAUCCGACGUACUCGACGGCUACGUUGCAACCAUGGACUGCCCCGCUGCGACGCUCACCCCUGAAAUCAUGCGAGUCUACCCUGACGCGAUCGUAAUAGCGACGACAAGAGACCAGGCAUCCUGGUGGAAAAGCAUGAACUAUCUAAAUAGUCUGAUGGGAACAUGGUACCUCCCUAUCGUGGUUCUAUGGCUGCACAAGACCCAAGUGUACGGAAUAUGGCGCGAACGGUUCCAUCACAUAAUGAUGUGGCGUUACGACCAGGAAAAGAUCGAGGAGGAUACCCUUCGCAGGCACGAGGAGCAUCUAAGGAAAGCUGUACCCCCAGAAAAGCUAUUUUUCUACGAAGUCAGCCAAGGAUGGGAGCCGCUGUGCAAGAUUCUGAACGUCCCUAUACCCGAUCGCCCAUUCCCACAUAAUAAUAGCAAAGGCGAUGCGGCGCAAACAUUCCGCGAUCACAUAAUAGCAGGCUUGGUGUCAUGGAUAUUCAUGCUUAUGGUGGUGAGCAUGGUGAUCUGGUUUGUAAGAAAUUGGCUUAUUCAGCGUUUCUCGUGA
Messenger RNA from Annulohypoxylon maeteangense, 855 nucleotides. RefSeq lists its product as uncharacterized. Lineage: Eukaryota; Fungi; Ascomycota; Sordariomycetes; Xylariales; Hypoxylaceae. The transcript has 2 exons. The record is from RefSeq and is a predicted model, not a curated record. The coding region runs from base 55 to 855 and encodes 266 amino acids.